Messenger RNA from Penicillium samsonianum, 2172 nucleotides. Its product is annotated as putative glutaminase. The transcript has 2 exons. Bases 1 to 2172 code for a protein of 723 amino acids. Gene Ontology annotation, biological process: carbohydrate metabolic process. Lineage: Eukaryota; Fungi; Ascomycota; Eurotiomycetes; Eurotiales; Aspergillaceae. The record is from RefSeq and is a predicted model, not a curated record.
AUGAGAUUUAAUCUAAGCUCACUAGGACUGGGUUCCCUCUACGCAUCACUGCUCUAUUUUAACUCGGACCAGGAGUCGAUUUCUGUAAUGCAUCGCCCUGUUCUCCCGCCAUCUUACCCGCUAGCAGUGCGCAACCCGUAUCUAUCGGCAUGGAUGCCCAGCGACCGAGUACAGCAGCUACCCUAUGCUGAACCUCAAUUCUGGGCUGGCCAGAAGCUCGGCUGGUCCGUGAUUUUCCGUGUAAAUGGUCAAGCAUAUAGUCUGAUGGGCGUGCCAGAGGCGGAUGCAAGGAAUACCCGCCCUGCCACGGUGCGUCGUGCCGAGUUUACAGCUACGCACUCAAUAUUUGAUCUCACGGCUGGGCCCGUGGCAGUCACGCUGGAUUUCUUGUCGCCUGUGUCACCGUCAAACUAUAUUCGGCAGUCGCUUCCUUUCAGUUAUUUAACUGUACAAGUAGCUGAAUUGCGCGGUCAUGAUAUCCAGAUUUAUUCGGAUAUCGAUGCUAGGUGGACUGGCCGAGAAAGCCGCUCGCAGCGCGGCUUCGAGGAGCAAGACGGCCUUGCCAUUUACUCGCUCACGGUCGAAGACGCACCACUGUAUGCCGAGGCAGACGACAUGGCUCUUUGGGGCUCAGCAAUCCUCGCCUCCCGGCCUUCUAACUUUACUCAAUUGUCAGCACUCUCGGGCAGCCCCGAGGACGUACGAGCUCUAUUCGUCGAGGACGGUCAGCUAUCUGGCGAGGACGAUACCUGGGGCGAGGGAUGUGUUGUCGCGCUGGCUCACAAUCUCGGUAAAGUCACCGGUGACCUUUCCGUGAGCUUCGUGGUCGGAUACGAGAGAGAAGCCGCCAUCAACUAUCUGGGAGAAGCCUACACAGGUUUCUAUCGUGCAGAGUACCCGACCACAUCGAGUGCCCUCUCAUUCUUCUUGAAUGACUACAGCAGCGCAUUGCUAGAGUCCUUGAAGCUGGAUCAGGAGCUGGUCACCUUAUCUGCUGCCGCUGCGGGUCCCAAGUAUGCGGAUAUCCUAGCUCUUUCGACCCGACAAGCAUACGGAGGCAUCGACUUGGCUAUUCCCAAUGACUCUCUCGACACCAGUCAGGUUUUGGCUUUUAUCAAGGAGCUUUCCAGUGAUGGAAAUAUCAACACCAUCGAUGUGAUCAUGCCUGCCUUUCCAAUUUAUUACGUCAUGGAUCCGGAUUACAUCCGACUGUUGCUGGAGCCCGUGAUGAAGUACCUUGCUGCUGGUCGCUGGCAUUUGCCAUACAUGAUCCAUGACCUUGGCACUCAUUACCCCCAUGCAAUUGGCCACGAUGACCAGGAAGCAGAGCCAAUGCCUAUCGAGGAGUGUGGAAAUUUGCUUAUCUUAGCCGCUGCAUAUGUUCGAGCCACUGGCGAUAACGACUGGACUUCACAGUACAUGGAGGUUUUCCAGAAGUAUGCAGAUUACUUGGUGGAAAAUAGUGUUGAUAUUGCAAAUCAGCUGUCGUCGAAUGAUGCAGCUGGACCUCUCGCCAAUGAGACAAAUCUGGCAAUCAAGGCUGCAGUUGGCCUCAAGGCGUUUGGGGAGAUGAGUGGGGAUGGGUUCUACUCCCGUGUUGGUGAUCAGCAUGCAGACAUCUUCUUCCAGCAAGGCCUGGGAACAGACAAAGGUCAGACACAUUUCGUUUUGGAAUAUCCUGACUGGCCAGAUACUUGGAAGACCCCGUAUAAUCUCUUCCCUGAUAUAUUGCUGGGCCUGGAGACAUUUUCCGACGCUGCCUAUCAAAUGGGAAGUAAAUUUUUCACAUCUGUUCGCGGCGAAUAUGGCGUUCCUCUUGAUAAUCGCCAGGACUGGGCAAAAUCAGAUUGGAAUAUGUGGCUGGCUGGUACCUUUGAGACAAGCACCAGGGAUGAGUUCGUCGAUGACUUGUGGUCGUUUAUGACCAACGGAAAACACAACUGGCCUUUCUCUGAUCGGUAUGUUGUAACUUCUGCGCACGGAAAUGAGCCAGGAAUUCCCAUCUUGUGUAGGGCCCGUCCGACUGUUGGGGGACAUUUUGCGUUGUUGGCACUGAAGGGCCCUCGAUCCAUUCAAUCUUUAUCAUGUCGGCGUGGAGCAGUGCCAAAGCCUGUGGGACAGAAGUUGGAUAGACAGCAAUAUCUGUUUGGGAAUCAUAUCGAAGAACUUUGA